CAUAGCAUCUACACACACAAACACACACGCGCGCUCUCUCACACACACUGCCUUCAUUUUGUAAUCUAGGAGGCUAUUUAACAAAAGCCGGCUCGGCUCGGACAGUGGGCGCUGUGGAGGAGGCGGUGGACCGGUGCAAUGAUGACGGGCAAAUCUGUGAAAGACGUUGACAGAUACCAGGCUGUCCUCAACUCUCUACUGGCGCUGGACGAGAAUAAAUUUUGCGCGGACUGCGAAUCAAAAGGUCCAAGAUGGGCGUCCUGGAAUCUAGGCAUUUUCAUCUGUAUCCGAUGUGCUGGUAUCCAUCGAAACCUGGGCGUUCACAUCUCCAAGGUCAAAUCCGUCAACCUGGAUGAGUGGACACAGGAGCAGGUCCAGUGUGUUCAGGAGAUGGGAAACGCCAAAGCCAAACGUCUCUACGAGGCUUUCUUACCCGAGUGCUUCCAGCGUCCCGAGACGGACCAGUCUGCAGAGACCUUCAUCAGGGACAAGUAUGAUAAGAAGAAGUACAUGGAUAAAGUCAUCGACAUCCAGAUGCUCAGAAAAGAAAAGAGCUGUGACAACAUACCCAAGGAGCCCGUUGUGUUUGAGAAGAUGAAAUUGAAAAAAGAGAUCAGCCCCAAGACAGACUCUCAGACUGUUACAGACCUGCUCCAACUAGACGCUCCUGCUCCAAGUCCUGCAGUGUCUAAUGGUGGAGGAAGUGUUCCAGACAGUAAUGAGAGCUCAGCGGUGCCACCUCUGGCACACUCCGCCCUGGAUCUCUUCAGCUCUCUGCCAGCACCCGCCUCUUUGUCCUCCUCUAAAACCACACCUGUUUCUAACUCUCUGCCUCAGAGCAGAGUGACUGCCUCUGUGCCUGAAAACCUCAGUCUGUUCUUGGAUCCUGCACCCAAAGCAGAGGAGGGCACUGUCAAGAAACUGUCCAAGGACUCGAUUCUGUCCCUGUAUGCGUCCGCUCCCUCGGUGCACGCGAGCAGUAUGGCGACUCAUGGGUUGUACAUGAACCAAAUGGGAUACCCGACACACCCGUACGGGUCAUACCAUUCCUUAGCCCAGAUGGGUGGAAUGGGAGGUGCCAUGGCGACAUCACAGAUGGCCAUGAUGGGACAGCAACAGAGUGGCAUGAUGGGAGUUCAACAGACUGGUGUUAUGGGACAGCAGGGCGCACAGGGUGUCAUGGCUCAGCCCGGCGGUGUUGUGGCGCCAGCGUACAUGACGGGGAUGACCCAGGGCAUGAUGGGACAGCAGCAGGUCGGAGGCUUACCCACAUUACCACAUGCGCAGGUUUAUGGAGCGCAGCAGGCUCAGCAGCCACAGUGGAGCCUUCCUCAUAUGACUCAGCACAUGGCCGGCAUGAAUCUCCAAAACACCAACGGCACAGUGGGCUUCAGUGGUCAACACAUGGGAGGUCCAGCUGCUCCCAGUUCAGUGCACAUGUCAGCGCACAUCUGGAAGUGAACUUAUCUGUCCGAUAAGUGACAAGUUUCCACCAAGGACAAGUGGAGUUGUAGGAAUCUGUGGAUUCGACUCUCCGCGAGACGUUGUCUCAUGUACAGGGAAGCACAGGAUGAGAGGGAGACCGUGUGAAGAAGGAUAGUUGGGGGUGGGGGGGUGGGGGGGACCACUGCUAC
Molecule: messenger RNA, 1634 nt
Organism: Solea senegalensis (Senegalese sole)
Lineage: Eukaryota; Metazoa; Chordata; Actinopteri; Pleuronectiformes; Soleidae
Gene: smap2
Product: small ArfGAP2
Exons: 9
Coding region: 139-1461 (440 amino acids)
Biological process (GO): regulation of clathrin-dependent endocytosis
Molecular function (GO): GTPase activator activity
Source: RefSeq, a predicted model, not a curated record